UGGUUGCUGUAGCUUAAAGAAAGAAAUUUUGUUGGUUUUAUUAUAUUUAAACUACGUUUAUAGAAACUAAUUCAAUGUUUUGUUGUCGUUUUUUUCGGCCUUUUCUACAGAGAAUCAUGAGGUUUUUAAAACUGAUGCAAGAGUUCAUACUUCAUACUCAUUUUUCAAUGGGAGUGUGUUGACAUGUGAAAUUGUUAUCCGGAAUAUCAUUGGGUUUUUUUUUUUUUUUUUUCUGAUUUCCUGCAUAGGGUUAAUUUCAAAAAAUCAAGGGAAAAGAAUUGGGCUUUGUGGCAUAUUAUAUCCUAUAUUGUGCUUUACUAAUUGCUGUCCUGAUUUUUAUCCUGUGUUUGCGCUCAAAUCUCACCUGUUCCUUUGCACGCUAAUGUGGUUAGGGACUUGGUGUUUCGUUCUUGCCUUACAUCUUGAGUGUGCCCUUGCACAUAAACUCUAAAUAGUAUGCCAGUUUUGGAAUAGCCUGUCUACAUCUGAAGGAAAGCUUCGGUCGAAUGGACAACUGAAGGAAAGAUUCUUCUGUCUUCUUAUUAGGAUCAUGUGCACUCAUUUUGGAGUGUUAUAAGUCGGCCUUCAUACAAGAAAAGAGAAUUUAAUGGUACUAGAGCUACUAUUCUUUUUGGAGAACUCUUAGACCUUGUUCAAUUGGAAUUCACUUUGCCAUCGGGGUCCUUCUGCUCCAUAGACUGGUGACUGCUUUGAAAAUGAUCAAAAGAAAAAUAAAACUAAUGAUUAUAGACAUGCCAUGAUCUUAAAUCCAUCAUAUUUGACAUUCUAUGUUAGCAUGCUAGAUGCUUGGUGUAGAGUCUCACAGGAGGUUUAGGGAGUGAUAUUGAGGAAUUGAGAAUAGUAUCUUCUUUUGUAUCUUGUGUUGUGCAGUUCUAAGAAGAUGUAAUGACCUAAGAAUCCCUAAGAACCCUAGGGGCAUCUGCAAGGCCUUACAGUUUCUGAUAAUCAUCCAAUCUGCGGUUUCUGCUGAAAGGUUGAUUUACAGCGUAGGGCAUCAUGAUGGCUUUGCUGAACAUUGAGCUCAAUAUUGUCUGCUGGACAACCAUUGAAACGUGCUAUUUCUGGAAACUUGUUUGGUGGUGCUAAUUGAUGUAAUCUGGCCUCUUAUGGUGAAAAACUGGAUGCUUAGAUGAUGACUGUAGCCAAGUAGUUGAGAUUGUCUUUUGUUGCGUACGGUGGAUAUAGUUAAACCCAAGUGGUUUGAAAAAAUUUAGGAAUUGAUUGCGGGGACUAGAUACCUGUGAGGAGAAAUGGUUAUCUUAAGAAUUUAGGGGUUCCAGUGAUUAUAUAAAAGCCUGAUGGCUUCAGGUUCACAUAUUUAAUUGAGGUGGAGGUUCAACUUGUAUUUGAAUGUAAAUAGUUAAGUCAACACUUAUGAUUGUUAAUUUCAAGAAUGCAAGACAGUAAAAACGCUGGACAGGAAAGCUGAAUGCUUGUUAACUUUUAGUUAAGCCAAUUUUGCGGCUGAUAUGGUCUUUCUGCUCAUAAUCAAAGGGAAAUCACUGGAGUUGGGUUUUGUAAGAUUUUCCUGAUUGUUUAUUAGGCUUUCUAACAACCUGCUCUUACUGAGGACUGUUUAUUCACACAGUCUCGAAGCUUCUGUGUUUCUAGGGUAAUAAUUUCCUCUUGAUUUCUAUUACUAAAGCUUCAUGGGUGAACCAUUCAACAAUUAUGAAACAUGCCCUUAAAUUGAUGGCAGAUUUCUUAAAUCCAUUGUGAGGCACAAUAAUGUUCCUAAGAGAUACAAUUAUGUAUCGACUUCAUCUCUACUUCAAAUUUUAGAUGAAAAAAAAGAUUGACACUUUUUCCAGAGUAUAACUUAUCUUUAGCUUUUAAGUGACUUGGUUAUGGGGCAUAGACUUUUAUUUGGCACAUCCCAAAUGUUUGAGGGUGAACACGAGCAGGGCUGGAAUCAUAUGCAUACAGAGCAACCUUACGCAAAUAUAGUGAGGGCAAGCACUACAGAACAUGGCUCCUUCUUCUGUCCUGUAGAAAAUAUGUCUGUUGAUGCGGUACAUUUUUCUUCUCAUCAGAAUCCUGUGCCUAUGUCAAGUGGUUAUGCUACCUCAAGCCAUAAUGUUGAAGGUCCACAUUAUCAACCUGACACUUCAGGCCCAUCUCAUGAUCUUUUUCUGCAUUCAUCAGCGCCUGGUGCAUUUGGUGCAUCUCCCGAGGAUUACAUGCCUCAUGCAUCUUCUUCCAAUUAUGAUACUCAGACUUCCCAUGGAAUUGAGGGUGGUUUUGUUGAUCUCACAAUGGGUGGUGGAAGAGGACCUCACAAGCGAAAAAGCCCUGGAAUCCCUUCAGUCUGUGAGAGGGGUGGCUCAAGCAGAUAUGUUGGUGCUGGAAGUUCAUCUGAUCUUCCUCUAUCUUCUGACUUUUGGCAAGAGAAACCUAAUAUAGAUCCUCAACACAUGCAUUGGGAUCACUUUGCCAUGCCCCCGAGUUAUAGAGGCAAUGGCCUCUCAAUUAGGGGUGAUGGUUCUAUGAGGAAUGUGAGAAGCCGUCCAGCACUUGAUCUUGAAUCCAACCUAGUUAGGAGCCAUUUAUCAAGCAAUCCUUCUCACACUUCCUACUCUACAAGCCACCAAGUUGACCAUUCUAGCUCAGUGGAUCUCUCAGGUCAGAGUUCUAAUGCUUUUUCAAGGGAGUUGGAGUGGGGCCAUUUAAGAAUGUCUCCUACUUAUGAAAGGAUUCAAGCUUCAGAUUCAAGUGUUUUUAAUAAUGAGACAAACCACUUUCCGGGUGGUAGCAGUGCUACAAAUGCUUCUGUAGAGAUUGGGGGACUUCAGCGUGAUUUCGUUUCGGGUAGAAAUCCUGUUCUUCCUCAGAGUUUUCAUGGCAACUCAGCACAAUCUGUAAGGAGUGUUCGCACAAACUAUUCUCAGAGAUCUGGCCCAACUUUCAGGGCUUCUUCCAGCAGUGUGCGGUUAGGACAAGUAGCACCCUCAGACGAGGAUGUGCAGGUUGUUGCUGAAAGUUAUUCCUCCAGACAUCCUCGGCCAUUAUCAGCUAUAACAUGGCGUAAUAAUGACCGGAAUGGUAGGUCAAGGAUAUCUAACCGAUCACUAGCUGAUGAUGCAGCUUUCCAUGAUCGAUUUUCAUCCGAGGGUUUUAUGACUAUGGACCGCUCAGCCUUUUAUGGUUCUAGAAAUAUGUUUGAUCAGCAUAGAGAUAUGAGGCUAGACAUAGACAACAUGACUUAUGAGGAACUACUUGCACUAGGAGAGAGGAUUGGAAAUGUAAACACAGGCUUGUCUGAAGACUUGGUAUCUAAGUGCUUGACAGAAACAAUCUACUGCUCUUCGGAUCAAGUCCAGGAUGAGAGCUCUUGUGUGAUCUGCUUGGAAGAGUAUAAGGACAUGGAUGAAGUUGGGGCAUUAAAUACAUGUGGUCAUGAUUACCAUGUGCCCUGCAUCAAGAAGUGGCUGUCAAUGAAGAAUGCAUGUCCGAUCUGCAAAGCAUCGGCUCUGGCCGGCAAUAUGAAGGAGAAAUAAUAACUUUUAUUAUGGUUUAUCAUUUAUCAUUCUUGUAUAUAUAUUUAGAGACUUGCUAAAACAAAUAAUACAGACAUUGUUAGGAAAUUUUUAAAAAAGGGGAAUGUUAAAUUAAUUUUAAAUCCAUUUGUUGUUGGCUUCCAUCUCAAUUACGUGGAGCCUCAAAA
This is a messenger RNA of Durio zibethinus, 3685 nucleotides long. NCBI's taxonomy places the organism in Eukaryota, Viridiplantae, Streptophyta, Magnoliopsida, Malvales, Malvaceae. The record is from RefSeq and is a predicted model, not a curated record.